UGGCUCGCGCCCAACACUCUGCUUGAAUAUUUGAGUCGGCGCCAUCUCCCCCUGUGCUGAGCGGUCGUUGCUUGAGUAAUCAAGGCCCUCGCUGCUAGUCGAUUGUGCCAGGGUCUCUCCCGUCGUCUCUCGCCGGCCCAGUCUUGGCGAAAUGUCAUCUGCAUCUCUCAAAGAGAGGGCUGAUCAAGCCGCGGCAGAAGCGGCGCGCCCUUCCUUGUCAAACGAGCAUCCUUCUCACAUCUCUUUGCCAUCACCACACCUCGCUGCUGGCCUCAAGGCCUCCACCACGAGCUCCACUCCCGAAAAGGCGCGCAGAGAUGCGAGAUACCGUGAAACGUCCUCGGUAUCCGACGCAGCACAGCGAGGCACUGCUUCGGCUACCACUUCUCCAGUGCUGUCCUUCGCUGCUCUGCCAGUUCAUCCCUUGCGCGCCGCACAACAGGAAGCACAAUCGGCAGCUUUGAAGUCAGGAGUCGCUACUUACGCCUCGACAAGCUCCACCCCUGCGAUUUCAUCUCCCUCGCGCGCUCGCAAGAUGGAGCGCGCGUCCUUCGACAGACUUGAUGGCUCAGACGAUGAAGCAGGCACAUCCAACCUGGCUUCUCACAGUCCGGGCAAGCGGCAUAGCGGCAUCUUGAGCUUCAUGGACAGGUUGCGACCGCAUACAUCCAAUUCUCACGAUCCCAACGAACUGCGUCGGUCGAAUUCAGGGAAGGGGAAUCACUCGAGGUCGCAUUCCAGCGGGACAAGCAUGUUCGCUUCUGGUCAUCCCAGCGGUAGAAACAGCGGUAGAAACAGCGGUAGAAACAGCGGGCGGAAUACAGGCAAGCACACGCCGACCGAAGCGCCCACUGGCGACUACGCAAGCUAUCUGGCAGCCACUGAGCUCAAAGCGCGUCUUGCAGCCGAGCAAGAGGCUGCCAUUCGACGUGAUCUCGAGCUUGCGAAACACCCUAGCAGGCUGCAAAAGGAAAAGGCCAAGGAGAGAAGCGACGAGAGACGCGGCGACAAGGCGAGCAGGUUGCGCGACUUGGUCAGAAAGAUUUCCGAUGAGCAGCAGCCCACCCUACAGCAGGGCCCCACGUUGGAAGAGCGAGGAUACUUCCCAGGCGAUCUUCGGCACCACGGUCAUCUUGACUCCACACGCCCUUCGCACAAGAACUCAGAGGCACACGCAGACCCUGGGAAUCGGCGAAUUGCUCACAAGUCGUCUAAAAGCAAGGCCAAAGCAAUGGCUCCUGCGCCGUGCGGCACAUUAGAGUUCAGCGAGUCAGAAGACGACGCAGACGGUGCCUCUGAUGAUCUACUGGUAGGUUCAUCCGCAGACGAGAGGGAGAACGGUGACGAGCGCCCAAAGAACAACGCGCCAUCAGGCAAUUCUCAGAGCAGCUCAGGCACGUCGGACGAUGAGGAGACUGUCGACAUCAUCCAUCACGAGCGCGACGCUUCUACAAUCUCGCUCAAGUCUUGGCAGACGGGCAAGGGUCAAGAUGACAAUGCAUCGGGAGUCUUCUCGCUACAUAGCGGAGGUGCGUCAGCCCAACUGCAAAAACCGCUCUUGGAACUUGAAGAGCUGGAACUCGAGAGCUUCUUGAAGAAUUUUGGCCGACACACUCGAGAAGUGCGGGUGCCUGCGUCAGUGAACUUCCCACAGAGACGCAUGCCGAGGUGGGAGGACUUCAGGGUGCCGCCCGACGAAGCGGCAGUGGCCGCGCGGCAAGGCAAAAGGGUGACUGUAUUGACCCAUGUAGAUCGAGGUUUGCAACUGCUAGCAGCUUCCGAAGGGCCUGGCGGACCCCAGCCACGCCAAUCGGGUAGCAACGGCCCGCAUGCCAUGAAUAAGCAUGGUCACAAAAAGAAGCGCCCCUCGAGUGGAAGACAGAGCAGAGGCGCUGGAGAAGCCGCUGGAGAAAGUAGCGCGGGUAGGACAGAGGAAGAGAACACCAGCGCAGACGAAGCCGUCUCGCCGCCUGCAGAGAGGAGCGGUCAGCCGCACGUCACGUGGGCGCCCGAGACCGGCUUUACCACCACGACUGAGCGCGAGCUCCCGGAACCGAAUGAGUCGCCCGAUGCGAAUCUGGCGGGGCUCCGCCAGCGGUCCAUCGAGAAGUCGGAGCGCGAAGCGAAGAAGGAAGACAAGAAGCAACAGCAGUCUCGAGAGAGCAAGACCGCUGCUGCGCAAGCUGCCGAUGUUGCCGCCAAAGCAGAUCGCGCCAAGGCUCACGAUCGCAGCAAAUCCGACGACCGAGGUGCUGAUCGGACAACGCAGACGGAUGAGGAGCCUUGGCAGAUCAUCACGCCUUUGUCGGAUGAAGCUGUGCACAAUGCAGCCAGCGAAGCGCAGGGUGAACCUCAUGUGGAUGGUAUCGCCUUCUGCAUCGCCUACAUUCUUGCACUCGUUGAGCGCUACGCACCCGAGGAACUGGACAGCAGUCCUGAUCAAGCGUACCGAGAAAGCAAGACGCGAAGCCACAUCGAGCGUCUGUACCUCAUCGCGCCCUUUUGGGAGCGACUGCUCUUCGGUCUGCGCAGACUGUACAGAUGGGAGGACACGAAGCGGACUGGCGCAGCUGCGAUGAUCUACUUUUUGCUCUGGUAUACCAACCUUUUGGCGACUGCAUUUCUUUUGAUGCUCAUGUACUACAUUCUCCAGUUCCGCUUCUUCCCUCCGGACGCUUCGGUCCUGCACGAACAAGUUCGCAAGAGAAUGGCCCGUGGUGUCGAAGCAGAUCGACUAGCCGAACGUCUACGGCGCAGAAGUCGGCUCGACAUCUUGGAGAUUUACAAGCGUUACGUGAUGACGUAUGGUUCCGCCACGCAAGCGGCCGCAGGUGACAUUGCAGAUUUCCACGAAAAGGUCAAGAAUCUGAUAUUGUGGCGUAAUCCCACUGCUACCUGGCGGACCCUGACGCUCUUUUCGAUUGCGACAGCCUUGGUGACAUUUUUGCCGACCGCGGUAGUGGCAAAGAUCUUGUGGUUGGUGCUCGGCGUCAGCUUCUUCUUGCUGCUGCCUUUGCAGUCACACUACCCGCGCUAUCGACGACCUCUAAGCCCCAUUUGGUGGGCACUUUGGGGUACGCCGACCGAUGCGCAAUUCGCUAUUCAGCUCUUACGACGACGACACCUGGAACAACAGGUCGCCGCUGGUGCCGAAAGUAACGAUCCUGCGCUACAGCAAGAGGGUGAGGAGGUACGAGCGAGCGAUUAUCGCAGAGGCAAAGAGGGCAGAAAGAAAGGCAUGAUCAAUGUUCUCACCCCUCUCAUGAGAUCAUCUGCUGCGCACGCCGUCGCUUAUGGUCCCAUGCGACCUCUCAAAGAUGGGGAAGGUGGUCUGCUCUCGCUAGAAGAUCGCGUCAAAGACAGGCAUGGUCACGAGACGGUCAAGCCUCGAAAGCUGGGCAGUUUCUUCUGCCAGCACAAUGCGGUACCGGGCCACCUUCACGUGACAACGCGCAUGAUCUACUUUGUCGCGCUGCACCAUGUCCGGCCCGAAGGUUCUCACAAGUCCUGCAAGACGCCGCUAGAAGAGAUUGCGGGACUGGUCAAGACGAAGUCUAUACGACUCGUCGUUUGGUCCUCGUCUGGAUUGCAGAUACAACGCACUACAAAGGGAAGCCUAUUCUUUUCGAAUAUGGCUCAUCGAGACGAUGCUUUCAACUUGAUCUUGGCUAUCGGCUCCGAAGUUUGGAGCAAAGUCUAAACUGCGGACGACGGCGAACUCUCACCUUUUCUGUUUGUUUCUAAGCUUCUACGUUAUUACCUGCGCUACCAUCUACACCAUCCGAUCUGCCAAUUGGGGCGCCUGAUCUGAACGUUUCUACCUGUCAUGGAUCUUUCAACUUGUCUCUGG
This is a messenger RNA of Ceraceosorus guamensis, 3850 nucleotides long. RefSeq lists its product as hypothetical. Lineage: Eukaryota; Fungi; Basidiomycota; Exobasidiomycetes; Ceraceosorales; Ceraceosoraceae. Gene Ontology annotation, biological process: apoptotic process; negative regulation of toll-like receptor 9 signaling pathway. The record is from RefSeq and is a predicted model, not a curated record. The transcript has a single exon. The coding region runs from base 152 to 3700 and encodes 1182 amino acids.